This is a messenger RNA of Lates calcarifer (barramundi perch), 4007 nucleotides long. Its product is annotated as alpha-2B adrenergic receptor. Gene Ontology annotation, cellular component: membrane. The record is from RefSeq and is a predicted model, not a curated record. Bases 170 to 1741 code for a protein of 523 amino acids. The transcript has a single exon. Gene Ontology annotation, molecular function: alpha2-adrenergic receptor activity. Lineage: Eukaryota; Metazoa; Chordata; Actinopteri; Centropomidae. Gene Ontology annotation, biological process: adenylate cyclase-activating adrenergic receptor signaling pathway; platelet activation; regulation of smooth muscle contraction.
CUUGUGGUGUAAAGAUCACAUGGCUUCACCUUGACUGACAACCAUCCAGCUCCUCAGUCUGCCCUCUUACCAGGGAAAUCCUUUUCCUCAAUGGUUGACCAUAGAAAUACCCUUCUGCUCUUUCUCAUCCUGUAAGAGACUGUUGAUAAAGUUCACCACCUUCACCACCAUGGCAGCUGCUCCAGAUGUACCCUGCCUGUCGGAGCUCACCGGACUCCCCAACCGGAACAUCAGCCUCGUCUCCGGCACCCAACCCUGCAACCAGAGCACCAUCAGAACCUCGCCCUACACCCCACAAGCCACCGCGGCUUUUGCCCUGGCUAUCACCUUCAUGAUGAUCGUGACCAUCGUUGGGAACAUCCUGGUCAUCAUUGCAGUCCUGACGUCCCGAUCCUUGAAGGGGGCUCAGAACCUUUUCUUGGUGUCGCUGGCUGCAGCGGAUAUUUUAGUCGCCACGCUUAUUAUUCCCUUCUCAUUGGCCAAUGAGCUCCAGGGCUACUGGGCCUUUAGCUCCAUUUGGUGUGAAAUCUAUCUGGCGCUGGAUGUUCUCUUCUGUACCUCCUCCAUUGUGCACCUAUGCGCAAUAGCUCUGGACCGCUACCUGUCAAUCUCUCGACCCGUGUCCUACGGCACAAAACGCACUCCUUCACGCAUCAAGGCAGCCAUUAUCAUCGUCUGGCUGAUCUCUGCUGUCAUCUCCUUCCCUCCUCUUCUCACCCUGGACAAAAGUGAAGGAGGUGAAGAGGUUUGUGAACUAAACAACGAACGCUGGUAUAUUCUCUACUCCACCAUUGGAUCAUUCUUCGCCCCCUGUGUGAUAAUGAUCCUGGUGUACGUGAGGAUUUAUCAGAUCGCUAAGCAGCAUACUCGCUGCCCACCUGGACAGAAGCAAAAAGUGGUGGCAGUCGGAAAUGCUAGCGCGGUAACUAGCGAGCCAGUGGUGAAGUUAUCGGAGCAGUCACAACAGAACGGGGAUCAAGGAGGUACGACUGCCAGCCAGCAAGAAAAAGCCCUGACCAAAAUGUCUGGCUCGGAUUCUACCCCGUCAUCACUUCAGAAAGAGAGCACCAUAAGCCAGGACACUCAGCAGCAUCCUCCUCAUUUGAGUACCACUCCAGUCCAAAAAUCCUCCUCUUCAAUCCCCCAAUGUGGCAGCCAAAUCCUCUCAGCUGUUCAGAACAAAGAAUCCCAGAAACAUUCAGACGAAGGGGGGGAAGUACUUCCCGACAACACCUCCAGCUCUGGCUCUGAGCUGGAAAUUGGUGACGAAGAUCUCAGAGAAGAGGGCAAAGGAGAGACGAACACAACUGACAAGCAAACUUCAGGGUUGCCCCAAAGCAAAGGAUUCAAAGUUCAGGUGCUAAACCUGGCCUACAAAUACAAAAACACUAUGGCCACAUCAUCUGGCACUAAACUGGCACCUGAGGGAGCGCCUACAACUCAGGGGACGCCCAAUUCCCGCCGCAAAGCCAUGGUGAACAGGGAGAAAAGGUUCACCUUUGUUCUGGCCGUAGUGAUGGGAGUGUUUGUGAUCUGCUGGUUCCCCUUUUUCUUCUCUUACUCGCUUCAGGCUGUGUGCCCUGAGACUUGCAGCAUCCCCAACCCUUUAUUCAAAUUCUUCUUUUGGAUUGGCUACUGCAACUCCUGCCUCAACCCGGUCAUAUACACCAUCUUCAACAAGGAUUUCAGGAAGGCUUUCAAGAGGAUACUGUGCAGGGACACAAAGGGUACGUUCUUCUAGAAAGGAAGCUAUAAUUAUGUUUUGAACUGCUGGCGGACAGAGAGACCUUUAUCAAAAAUUACUUCUUUCGUUCUGUACUUUAUGUAUUUGACUGGGAUUGACCUUCUGCAGCAUCGACAUAAACACUUGUACAUUAAGGAGGAAAUUGCGUCCAUUUUCUCCUCUCCUUCUGCUUCUGUCUGUUAGCUGAGUUAAGAGCUGCACUGACAGAGAUGCAAACUUCAGAAAAACCACAGUCAAGUGGCCGAGUCAAUUAUCCUUAAUGUUAUUUAAGAAUACAAUAUAAUUGUAUAUUCAGUGACUCUGAAGAAGAAUGAUUUGAUUAUAUUUUGAAACGGAAGUCAAGAGGAUACAGGGUCUGUGUUCAGUAAUUUAAAGUACAAACAGAGCUACGGUGGUGUAUGUGUUUUUGUGUGUUUGUGUGUAUGCAUGGGAGUAGAGGAGUGUUGCCUAAGGGCCUAACUGGAAGAGAACAAAUAUCACUAAGUGUCCUUUAUCGGAGAUAAAAUGGGCACUCAAGGAACACAAGAUCAGGGAAAAUGUGAGCAUCCUCGUCUCUGUGCUUCUGCCUCUCGCACUUUCCUUCCUCUAUUUCUUCCUCCAUCUAAAUCUGUGGCUUUGGAUAUGUACAUUAUGAUGGAUAAAGCUUUUAUUCUCUCUGUGUAUUCCCUAGUCUCUGUGAACCUGGGAUGUUACACCUCUCUUUGGGAAUUGCUCGUUAAGGUGAUAGCCAGAGGUGGGGAAAAACUAGAGCAAGAAAACUGAAAAUCAGCAGAGGUUGCAUGAAUGAUGGAAACUCUACAUGUGAAUGUGACACUUGGAGGCAUUUCAAGCUGAGCUGUUCACCCCCUCCACUCCCUUUAAUCUUUCUUCCCCUUUAAUGUUAUUUUUCCCCCUCUACACUAAGGAUGACGCAGGGAGUCAGUGCAUGUGUUUGAGGUUGCAGCUCAAGACGUGUUUUCCCAGGAUUUCUGCAGUGUUCAAUACUGGAGAGAAUGCAAUUCAAUACCUUACUUACACUUAGGAGCAAGAGAAAACAAUCAAUAAGGCCUGCCUCUGUUAAAGUACACAAACUUAAUGACAUUUAUAACAGCAAUUCAAACAGGCCUAUGGGACACAGCUCCAGGUCAGAGGAGUCCUGAGCCAGAGCCUCUGUAUGAAGUAACUAUUCACAGUUGUUGUUUGAAAGUCAGCCUCAUUUGAAAGAUUGAGGUAAAACUAUCCCAAAGAGAGACUAAGGAGAUUUUAUAUAGGAGGUGUGGGGGGCCAAUACCUGGACUCACUGAGCAACAGAAAACUGAUGGAUUGAUUAACAAAUCAAAAAAUAAAUAAAUAAUUAGGUAAUUAUAAGUCGCCUCCUAGCAACUAUUUCCUGACAGUCAAAAGUUAAUAUGUUACCGUGUACAGAAAAGAUAUGAAUGAAAGUACUUUUCCAGACCUGCAGACACUCUGUUUCAUUGAGGCUGUGAUUUAUUUGCAGUGAAAUAUGACGGACAGUGAGCUGUGAACCCUUCACAGUGUGCUCUCUGCCAAAGCAAUACAGACUGUAUCUGAACUUGGCACUGACCCUGACGAUGAGCUGAAUCCCUGAUGAAGAAACUCGUCCUCCUCGCUCUGGACUGAUCUGAUGUGAUGUGUGUAUGAAUACUGUACGUGUGUUUGAGUGUAUUUGCAGCUGCAUGUUUUACAAAAAUGCACUUCUUAUCUUGAAAGCAUCUAGUACUGUAUACACAUGUAAGAUAACCCUGAUGUUGGAAUCAGCUUUUGUACAGUACUAGCUUAAACAUAAACCAAUAUUACUGACUGUCAUUUUAAAGUCCAACUGAAAUUAAAAUGAAGUUUUAUUCUGCUCUGUACACUAUAUGUCCUCUGCUCUGCUGUGAGAAACCAGGCUAACAGACUGCAGCUAUGCUAGCAGCUCUGUGAGGCUGUCUGUAGACACAGCAGUGCUCUGGGUUGAAUGUUAACAUCAGCAUGCAAACAUGCUCACAAUGACAGUGUUGAUGUGUAGCAGCUUAGUGGUUAGCAUGCUAACAUUUGCUCAUAAUGCCGCCUUCAUGUCAUCAUUUAAACCAUAACUAUGUGCCGGUGUGAAAAGUAUCAGCAUCUGAUUUGUUAUUCCAGAUUUUCAGGUGUUAGGAAGUUUGACAGCAAUGACAUCUCCCAGUUUGUGAAAAGAGCUACAGACGUGUAGACUGUAGUGAGGAAAUAGUGGGAAAUCUCAGGAGCUAUUGUGACCAACUAGCAUUAGCCUGGUUGGGCUGGC